CUGUCACCCCUUUUACUCCUUUCGUUACUUGAUACCCCUUGAGAAAAGAUGUUUGAUUUUUACGGCGCAGUUGUUUCUCAAAAGAAAUUUUACGAGUAUACCGAUGCAUCAUCUGAAGAAGUUGAAACGAUUUUACACAUAACACAUGCGACAUUUGGCCCUAAUGCCACUGAUAAAAAACCACAUACGUUAAGCUGUACAGUGCCUGUUGAGGAUAGCCAUAAGACUUUUACCAUAGCAACAUUAACCGUUGAUUCUUGCCCUAAUAUUUCUCUGGACCUUCGCUAUUCAGACGAUGUUAAAUUUGAAGUUGAAGGUGGAAACAAUGAAAUUCAUUUAAUCGGCUAUCUUGAGACUUUGGAAAUUCGGGACAACAUCGAAGAUGGCCUUAUGGAUUAUGAAGAAAGUGAUAGCGAAGACGAAGUUGUAAAGCGUAAUACUCUCGCUAAUGAAGGAAAGAGUGCUAAUCCUAAGCGAGUGAAGUCUUCUGAUGGCUUUUUAGCUAAUGGCAGUAAGAAAAAUGAAUUUGCACUCAUACUAAAGAAACGUUUUUUUGAAGAGGCCGGCAACUUGGACGACGAUGAUGAUGAGAGCUACCAUGAAGAUAGUAAAAUCGAAGAGUUGAGUGAUGAAGACGAAGAUGAGGAUGAAGACGACGAUGAGGACGAUGAGGAAGAUGAGGAGGAUGAGGAGAAUGAAGAAGAAGAUGAGGAGGGUAAGGACGAGGACGAGGACGAGGAAGAGGACACUGAUGACGAAAAGGAGGUGGAAGUUAAAAGGGAAAACAAAAAGCUAAAAAAGGAUAGCAAACAACCUUUAAAAGGAAGCAAAAAGGAUAACAGCGUUAAAAUCGAAAUCAAAGACAAAAAGACUGACAAUGAAACUAUUGCUUGUCCGGUUUGCUCGAAAAAGUUUAAGAAAGAAUUUUCUUUAGAACAACAUAAGAAACAGGUUCAUGCAAAGUAAGUAAUCUUCCACUUUCCUUAUUAAAGUCUUAAAACUUUUA
Molecule: messenger RNA, 1006 nt
Organism: Zophobas morio
Lineage: Eukaryota; Metazoa; Arthropoda; Insecta; Coleoptera; Tenebrionidae
Product: glutamic acid-rich protein-like
Exons: 9
Coding region: 49-966 (305 amino acids)
Source: RefSeq, a predicted model, not a curated record